AUGCGGUUAGCGACGUUAGUAUUGACGUUAACGCUAGCACAAUUAUUCCAUGGAAUUAUUGGCGACAGAACAGCUCGUGCUACCCAAGAUCUCAUCACUGAUCUGCCCGGUGUCACUUUCGUCACGAGGUUCCAGCAGUUCGCCGGCUAUCUGAUCGAUUCAAGCACCAGCUAUCAGAAUGCACUCUUCUACUGGUACGUCGAGUCUCAGAACGAUCCGAGCAACGAUCCGCUGAUUCUGUUCAUCAACGGUGGUCCAUCGUGCAGUUCGGUGACGGGCCUUCUAGAAGAAAUCGGCCCAUUUCGUCCCAACGCGGACGCACAAACACUAUCUGAAAAUAUAGCUAACCUACUCAUCAUUGAUCCACCAAGUGUUGGUUUUUCACCAGAGCCGGGCUGGGGCCUCAUAAAUGACGACGAUAAGGUGGUGGAAUCACUUGAAUCAGCUCUCAGCGACUUCUUCACCGCUUUCCCGGAACGACUCACAAACCGACUUUAUUUGGCUGGUGAAGGCUACGGAUCGGUUUACGUCGCACGUAUAGCAACCCUUCUUCUGCGGAAGAUAAGCUCGGGAAGUUCACAGGCGAACUUGCAGGUGGGCCUUUAG
Messenger RNA from Cooperia oncophora, 606 nucleotides. NCBI's taxonomy places the organism in Eukaryota, Metazoa, Nematoda, Chromadorea, Rhabditida, Trichostrongylidae. The record is from the annotation of a GenBank genome assembly.